Molecule: messenger RNA, 2168 nt
Organism: Jaculus jaculus (lesser Egyptian jerboa)
Lineage: Eukaryota; Metazoa; Chordata; Mammalia; Rodentia; Dipodidae
Gene: Dtx3
Product: deltex E3 ubiquitin ligase 3
Exons: 7
Coding region: 517-1560 (347 amino acids)
Biological process (GO): protein ubiquitination; Notch signaling pathway
Source: RefSeq, a predicted model, not a curated record
UUUCGGGGCGGAAGGGCAGGGGCUCCCGGGUGGAAGGGGGGGGUCAAAGGAAACGGUCAGUUAUCCCCCACGAAGGAAAAGGGGGUGCCGUCCUCUCCCUCCCGUGGCCUCAGUUGCCUCCUCCCCCCGCCCGUGCACACCCUUCCACCUUCUUCGGGGUCUCCCCCCCCUUGUUGCUAAGGCCCGGACCGUCAUCCCGGCAACAGCCUCAGUCAUGUGACCGGCAAUGGCGGCGCUGACGAGAGUCAAGAAAUUGAGGUCACACCAAUGGCCCCUCUUUCUGAUUGAGCUGCACUUGGAGGUGUGGGAACAGCCCUGUAGCUGGAUGUGACAGGACUCUGGGGAAACGUCAGACCCCUCCAGCUGAGCCCCUGGCUCUGGUCAGCUGGGUGUGGAAGUAGAGGGAUUUCUGCUACUACCAUCGUCCAUGGACUUUUCAGGUCACACAUCCUACAAGUAGCAAGCAGGGAAAGAAAGAGUGAGCCUGCAUGCCAAUUUUAAGCUCUUCAGGAUCAAAUGUCGUUCGUCCUGUCCAGAAUGGCAGCCUGUGGAGGCACCUGCAAGAACAAAGUGACUGUCUCCAAGCCUGUGUGGGACUUCUUGAGCAAGGAGACCCCAGCCCGGCUGGCCCGGCUUCGGGAGGAGCACCGAGUGUCCAUCCUCAUAGAUGGCGAGACUUCUGACAUCUAUGUUCUCCAGCUUUCCCCACAGGGCCCUCCCCCGGCCCCUCCCAAUGGGCUCUAUCUGGCCCGGAAGGCUCUCAAGGGGCUGUUGAAAGAGGCUGAGAAGGAGCUGAAGAAAGCUCAGAGGCAGGGGGAGCUCAUGGGUUGUCUGGCUUUGGGGGGGGGUGGGGAGCACCCUGAGCUGCAUCGCCCAGGCCCACCUCCUCUCCGAGCAGCCCCGCUCCUGCCCCCAGGGGCAAGAGGGCUCCCCCCUCCUCCUCCUCCUCUGCCCCCUCCUCUUCCUCCCCGUCUUCGGGAGGAGACCGAAGAGCAGGAGAGCACCUGCCCCAUCUGCCUAGGGGAGAUACAAAACGCCAAGACCUUGGAGAAGUGUCGGCACUCAUUCUGCGAGGGCUGCAUCACUCGUGCCCUGCAGGUGAAAAAGGCCUGCCCCAUGUGUGGCCGCUUCUAUGGGCAGCUGGUGGGCAACCAGCCCCAGAAUGGGCGGAUGCUAGUCUCCAAGGAUGCCACCCUCCUACUGCCCAGCUAUGAGAAGUACGGCACCAUUGUCAUCCAGUACGUCUUCCCGCCCGGUGUCCAGGGGGCUGAACACCCAAACCCAGGAGUUCGGUAUCCUGGCACCACACGGGUGGCCUACCUCCCGGACUGCCCUGAGGGCAACAAGGUGCUGACCCUGUUCCGAAAGGCAUUUGACCAGCGGCUCACCUUCACUAUCGGCACGUCCAUGACCACAGGGAGGCCGAAUGUCAUCACCUGGAAUGACAUCCACCACAAGACCAGCUGCACAGGGGGACCCCAACUGUUUGGGUAUCCAGACCCCACCUACCUGACCCGGGUCCAAGAGGAACUGAGAGCCAAGGGCAUCACAGAUGACUGAAGGACAUCCCCUUUGCCAAGGUCCCUGCUGUCCUCCUCUACUAGGAUCCAGUGGAAGCCUCUGUUCUCCUCUCUCCCUUUGCCCCCACACCCACCAAGUAGGGGAUCUGUCUGUCUUGGGAGGGAGUUCGGAGGGGAAGGGGGCAACCCCUUUCCCUGUCCCCCAUUGGGCAAAUGCUUCGGUGCCCUGUGAUGCACCCUCCUCUAGCAGAGGCUGGUCUUCAAGGCUCUGCUCCCUGCCUCCUGUGUACAUACUCCCUGUUCGGCCCCUCCCGUGCCCUGGGCUUUUCCUGGUAUGUGCUGUGCUCCAGUGACUAAGCUGAGAAAGGACCUGGGUGGGGAGGCUGGGCUCUCUUGAACUCCAGCCCCUAAAUACUACUCCCCUUCGGACUGAGUUGAGCCCUCCACCCCACGGAGCCAGCUGUGUGUUCAUAAGCUAACAGUCCUCCUACCUUACUUAACCUUGUCCUUUCUCUCCUGUCUCUGUCAGUCUCUGUCUUUAUCUUGCUCUUCUCUGCCCCCUAUAAGGAGCCUCCUUACCCUGUUCUGGAAUCGCUGCCAGACUGUAGCUUUUAAUUUAAUAAAAAUAAAGUAAAAUAUGCAACUCUA